AUGACAUCGAUUUUUUUGUCGCUGUACUGCAACCAGCCGUUCACCUCUCGGCCAAGGUCGCCGGUAGUGAUCUUGCAUAUUAUCUACGUUCUCUAUCAACCAUGCACUUCAGUUGUUUACCAGUUUUUUCAUGUUCAAAUUCUUCCCGAUCUCAACUUGUUAUUUGAGAUGCUGAAAGAUGUGAUCGAACAACUUGUGAACUCACCGAACAACGAGCACAAACCUCUCACGAAUUUCAUCAAUAACGAAUUUGUGGAAACGGACGAUCUGAUCGAUUCGGUGAACCCGGCAACAGGACAAGCAUGGAUUCGGAUCCCAAACUCGGGUGAAAAGGAGGUCAACGAGGCUGUGGCAGCUGCCAAUCGAGCAUUCCCAUCGUGA
This is a messenger RNA of Cylicostephanus goldi, 381 nucleotides long. NCBI's taxonomy places the organism in Eukaryota, Metazoa, Nematoda, Chromadorea, Rhabditida, Strongylidae. The record is from the annotation of a GenBank genome assembly.